GACAAUAUCCAAGAUCGGCCUCCACAUCUUCGGCCGAGCCUUGUUCUUCGCAAUGGGCUUCCAAGUCAAAGUCAAAGGGAAAGUCGCUAGUCCUCAAGAGGCGCCCAUCUUGGUGGUCGCUCCGCACUCAAGCUUCUUCGACAGCAUCGUUUGUGCCGUGGCGGGCUUGCCCUCGGUGGUGUCCAAGGAAGAGAAUAUCUGGGUGCCCAUUUUUGGCAUUUCUUUCGAUAGAAAGAAAUGCCAGAAGGACUUCUCUGGGUUACAGGUAGAUUUCUGGAGAUCGGGAUGGGGCUGA
Thamnophis sirtalis is the source of this 295-nucleotide messenger RNA. The record is from RefSeq and is a predicted model, not a curated record. NCBI's taxonomy places the organism in Eukaryota, Metazoa, Chordata, Lepidosauria, Squamata, Natricidae.